AUGUCUGCUUUGGAAACGAACGGAAAUGGUAUCCAUGCCAAUGGGACAACGCCCAAGACAGGCAUCAAAGUCAUCAUCAUCGGCGCAGGUUUUGGUGGUCUCACGGCGGCCAUUGAGUGUGUCCGCCAUGGUCACACGCCUGUCAUCUACGAGUCGUUUCCCGAGCUCAAGAUCCUUGGCGAUAUUAUAACCUUUGGUCCCAACGCUGGCCGCAUCUUCGCGCGAUGGAGCGACGGUCGUGUCGCGCGCGACAUGCGUAGUAUUUCGAUUGACCUCACCGACUACGGCUUCAACAUCCAUAAGUGGGACACUGGUGAGAUUGUCCUCAACCAAAAGACGCCGCCACGCGACGAGAAGGCGCCCAUGUUCAAUGGACAUAGGGGCGAGCUGCACGAGAUUGUGUUCAACUACGCCAAGGAAAUUGGGGUGGAGAUUAACCUCGGGCAUCGCGUGAACGAAUACUGGGAGAACGGCGACGAGGCUGGGAUCGUGCUAGAAGAUGGGACAAAAGUCAGCGGUGAUGUCGUCGUUGCUAGCGAUGGCGUGAGGAGCAAAGCUAGAACGUUGGUGUUGGGUUAUGAGGACAAGCCCAAGAGCAGUGGCUAUGCGGUUUGGAGAGCCUGGUUCAGCAACAAAGACAUGCUGGCAGACCCUGAAACCAAGCAUUUCUGCGAUAACGGCGACACCUUCAACGGCUGGAUCGGCCCGGACGUCCACUUCCUCUUCAGCACCAUCAAAAACGGCACAGACUGCUGCUGGGUACUCACCCACCGCGACUCCCACGACAUCGACGAAUCCUGGUCCUUCCCCGGCUACCUAAAAGAUGUCCGUGCCGUCCUCGAAGGCUGGGAUCCAAUGUGCUGGAAAAUCGUGUCCAAAACGCCCGAAUCCAAACUUGUAGACUGGAAGCUUGUUUACCGCGAUCCCCUCCCUAACUGGGUAUCUGGAUACGGGACCGCGCCAGGCCAUGGUCGCAUAUGUCUCUUGGGCGACGCCGCGCACCCGUUUCUGCCAACGAGUGCGCAGGGCGCGACACAGGCGCUUGAAGACGGCGUGACGUUGGCGGUGUUGUUGAGGAAGACUGGGAAGGGCAAUGUGAGGGGCGCGUUAAGAGCGUACCAGGAUGUGCGAUAUGAGCGUGUUAAGGCGGUGCAGAAAACUGGCGAGACGACAAGAGAUAUGUGGCAUAAGACAGACUGGGAGAAGGUCAAGAAGGAUCCUACAUUGAUCCAGUUUCCGAGGGAGGAUUGGGUGUUUUUGCAUGAUGCUGAGAAGCAUGCGGAGGAGGUGGGAGAUGAAGCUAUCAAGAAGGCUAGUGCUACUGCUGUGGCGUCGCAGGGUAUUCUGGAGGGACGAUGA
Messenger RNA from Pyrenophora tritici-repentis Pt-1C-BFP, 1359 nucleotides. Its product is annotated as UbiH, 2-polyprenyl-6-methoxyphenol hydroxylase and related FAD-dependent oxidoreductase. Gene Ontology annotation, molecular function: monooxygenase activity; FAD binding. NCBI's taxonomy places the organism in Eukaryota, Fungi, Ascomycota, Dothideomycetes, Pleosporales, Pleosporaceae. The record is from RefSeq and is a predicted model, not a curated record.